This is a messenger RNA of Ricinus communis (castor bean), 1680 nucleotides long. Its product is annotated as RGG repeats nuclear RNA binding protein A. Gene Ontology annotation, cellular component: cytoplasm; nucleus. The transcript has 7 exons. NCBI's taxonomy places the organism in Eukaryota, Viridiplantae, Streptophyta, Magnoliopsida, Malpighiales, Euphorbiaceae. Gene Ontology annotation, molecular function: RNA binding. The record is from RefSeq and is a predicted model, not a curated record. The coding region runs from base 334 to 1434 and encodes 366 amino acids.
CUGUGGAGAGAGAGAGAUACAGAGAGAGAGAGAGAGAGAGAGAGAGGAAAUAAAGCAAUAGCAACAACAACAAUUGGGAGUAGAAUAAAUUGAGAGAACAUGUCAGAUUAGGUUUCAUUCACUCGCUUAGUCACACUGUCUCUUUAUCUUGCGGCUAGGGUUUCUCUCUCGCUUUCUUUUUAACUUUGUUGUCUCUCUAACCUAAAUCCAAAAUCCCCCUUAUACGUUAAUAGAUCUAUUUCACAUAUAAAACGAUGGAAGUGUUGUUAAGUUAGGGUUUGGACCUAGUAGAAUCAGUGAGACUGGGGGUGUUUUGAUUCCUGAUUAUCUCAAAUGGCGACUAUGAACCCGUUCGAUUUGUUGGGCGACGAUGACGCUGAGGAUCCGUCGCAGCUCAUCGCUGCCGCCGCCGCCGUGCCUAAGAAGGCUCAGUCGCAGCCUCUGGCUAAGCAGCAACCUCAGUCUCUGCCUCAAGCUAAGCAGCAGCAGCCGGCUAAGCUCCCUUCCAAGCCUCUGCCUCCGUCUCAGGCUGUGAGAGAGGCAAGGAAUGAAGGUGGCCAUGGAGGAGGUCGUGGUGCUGGUGGUCGUGGAUACGGCCGUGGCCGUGGUGCAUACAGUCGGGAGUCCUCCAACAAUGAGAACUCAUUCAGCAAUACUGGAGCACCUGCUGGUCAAGGUGCCCCUGAAGAUGGAGACGCUGGAAAGACCUCUGAAAGGCGUAGCUAUGGUGGAGCCCGUGGCGGUUACCGUGGUGGCCGCCGUGGUGGGUUUGCUAAUGGAGAAGUUGGUGAUGGAGAACGCCCUCGUCGAGCAUUUGAACGCCGUAGUGGGACUGGACAUGGAAAUGAGUUCAAACGAGAGGGAGCUGGUCGUGGGAACUGGGGAACUAACACUGAUGAAAUUGCUCAGGUGACUGAGGAAGCUGUCAACGAGGGUGAGAAAAAUAUGGGUGAUGAGAAGCCUGUGGGAGAGGGGGAAGCAGUGGAUGGAAAGAAGGAGAGCCCCACUAAUGAACCUGAAGAAAAACAGCCGGAGGAUAAGGAAAUGACCCUUGAAGAGUAUGAAAAGGUGCUGGAAGAGAAGAGAAAGGCUCUGCAGGCAACCAAGGCUGAAGAAAGAAAGGUGGAUACUAAAGAAUUUGCAUCCAUGCAGCAGCUUUCAAGCAAGAAGGGAGGCGAUGAUAUCUUUAUUAAAUUGGGCUCCGAUAAGGAUAAGCGAAAGGAGACCUCUGAAAAGGAUGAGAAAGCUAAAAAGUCUGUUAGCAUUAAUGAGUUCUUGAAGCCUACCGAGGGGGAAAAAUACUAUGGGCAAGGUGGUCGUGGUCGAGGCCGCGGCCGCGGUUCAAGAGGCUUUGGCAACAGAGAUGGAACGAGCAGUGUGGCAGCCCCUUCCAUAGAAGAUCCUGGGCAGUUCCCAACCCUGGGCGCAAAGUGACCCUCCUGAGAACCCUACCUAAGAUGAUGUCUGCUUACCAUUUUUGGGUUCUUUCCGUAAAUCGUGGCAGGGAAUUGACUACAAUAAUGUGGUUUCCUGUAUUUAUAAGAACUGUUUAAUUUUAUGCUUUAAAAUGUAUAUUUCAGCCUUUCAUUUCCUUGGUAGUCUUUUAAAUUUAUAUUAUCGUUUUGCUGUUUUGAGAAUUUGGAGAUGAAAUGUUUAAUUAUUACUAGAAAUUUUAUUGUU